Molecule: messenger RNA, 5914 nt
Organism: Oenanthe melanoleuca
Lineage: Eukaryota; Metazoa; Chordata; Aves; Passeriformes; Muscicapidae
Gene: SCTR
Product: secretin receptor
Exons: 12
Coding region: 173-1483 (436 amino acids)
Biological process (GO): adenylate cyclase-modulating G protein-coupled receptor signaling pathway; brain development; cell surface receptor signaling pathway
Cellular component (GO): plasma membrane
Molecular function (GO): peptide hormone binding; secretin receptor activity; G protein-coupled peptide receptor activity
Source: RefSeq, a predicted model, not a curated record
AGCUCAGCAGCUGGAGAGAAACAUUGGCUAAGGAUGGUCAAAGCUGGGAAGGGAAAAAAGCAAGGAGGGAAAAGGAUGAAGUGAAAAGAGGUAGGAACCACACUGGAGAGCAUACAAAGAGCCUGCUAACCUCUGAUGCAUGAGGGAUGAAGAAAACAGACUGUGAUUGACUAUGUGGACCAUCUGGGUGAUCUUCUGGAUUUCAGCUGUCCCGAUCCGAGCUAUUCCACCUGUCUGUGACCUUCUUAGCGUCCUGAGAAGGGAGGAAGAAAAGUGUGUGGAGACUCUUUUCCUGGAGGAAAGGAACCGAACAACUGAAAAUGAUCUGCUCCUGAGCUCAGGCAGAUGUCCUGGAAUGUGGGAUAACAUGAGCUGCUGGCCUUCAGCCACUGUGGGACAGACUGUCAAUGCUCACUGCCCUGAGUUCUUCCAGAUGCUGACUGGGAAAAAAGGUUUUGUGUACCGAAACUGUACAAGUGAGGGCUGGUCAGAGCCGUACCCGAGACCUGACAUUGCUUGUGGCUACAACGUCAACGACACAACCAACGAGGCCAGACGUUCCUAUUUCAUGACCCUGAAGACCAUGUACACUGUCGGAUACUGCACCUCCCUUGUGACACUGAUGCUAGCCUUAGUGGUCCUGGCCUCCUUUAGAAGGCUUCGUUGCACAAGGAACUACAUCCACAUGCAUCUCUUCACAUCGUUCAUUUUGCGAGCCUCAUCCAACUUCAUCAAGGAUGCUGUCUUGUUUUCCUCCGAAGACAUAAAUUACUGUGGGGCAUACACGGCUGGCUGUAAGCUCACCAUGGUCUUCUUUCAGUACUGCAUCAUGUCUAACUACAGCUGGCUCCUCGUGGAAGGACUGUACCUCCACACUCUCCUGGUGAUUUCUUUCUUCUCGGAAAGGAAGUUCCUCUUGUGGUUCAUUGCCCUCGGAUGGGGUGCCCCAGCAGUGUUUGUGGCUGCAUGGGCGACUGCCAGGCAACUCCAUGAAAAUAUUGGGUGUUGGGACAUUAACACUGAUGCCAAUACCUGGUGGAUCAUUAGAGGCCCCAUAGUUCUGUCUAUUUUUAUUAAUUUCAUUCUCUUUGUCAACAUUUUAAGAAUCCUGAUGAGGAAGCUCAGCUCUCCUGAAAAACGGAACAGUGAUUUCAACCAAUACAAGUAUGUCCCUUACAUCCCUUAUAAGACAUUCAAGGCCACCUUGGAGCAUUUCUUGCUCCUUCUACACCAGCUUUUCCCUCUGUUUUCAUUCUCAGGAGACUUGCAAAGUCAACACUCCUCCUCAUCCCUCUCUUUGGGGUCCACUAUAUCAUCUUUGCUUUUUUCCCUGAGGAUGCAAGCAGCGGCACAAUGGAAAUUCAGCUGUUUUUUGAAUUGGCUCUUGGAUCAUUCCAGGGCUUUGUUGUGGCUGUACUUUAUUGUUUUCUUAAUGGUGAGGUUCAGCUGGAAGUUCAGAGAAAAUGGAGGCAGUGGCAUUUGAGCAAGCACUGGCGUCAGCACCUCAGCACCUCAGCGAGUAACGGAGGAAGCGCCUUGACUCAAGAGAUGCAGAUGGUGAGGUCCAGCCCAGCAGAGCACAGGAGAGGAACCCUCCAAGGGUCAAGUGUGCUUUAACCUGUGCACCUGAGGGCACCUCCUCCAUGCUCAGAUACACAUGGCUGAGUCCCAUGGACUGAGCUGGGAGUCCUGUGUCCACAUCCAAAGUGGGACUUGGCUGUAGAUCAGCAGCCCUUGGAGCACAUCUGUUCAUGUAUAUCCUGUGCAGCACCACGGUUAUUUUGCAAAGCAGAAUGGGCCAAAAUAUUAUGCUCUUCCUUGAGCCACAGUAAUUUGUGUUUCUUUCCACACCUGCUGCUAGUUCUACCUUAAAUGUGACCUUUCAUUUUCCACGUGGCUCUCCAACAAGUUCCAGGCUAAGUCAGGCUGGUGGUUUUUUGAUGUUCUCUAUUACUCCUGCUGCAGAAGCUGGGAGGACAUUGAAUUUUAUAUGAAGAAUGUUACAUGCCAUCCUCCAUGGGUUUGAAAUGCAAAAUUAAUUAAUUUAUCAAGGUUCAAAUCCUUUCUGUUGUGGUGGUGGAUACUGAGAACAUAAGGCACAGCUGAGCUCCAGUUUCCUCUCUGACUGCAUAUCUAUUGCUCCAGGGACAGUAGCAUGUUCAGACAGGUUUUUGCCUUUGCCUCUUAACAGUGGAGACCUUGGAAAAAACAGUGGUCCAAUUUGGGUAUUUGAAUCAUCUUGAAAUGGUAAAAAAGUUAUUACAACAUAUUCCAAGGGUGACCAAAAAAAAACUUCAGUAAGAUAGCUCAUCCCUAUUGUGUCUGUACCUCUGAGACUUGACCAGCUUGUAUUUGAAGGGAAGAAAUGAAAGCUCUUAAGACAGCUAAAGCUCCAUUGAAGCUUUCUGGUGAAAAACAAUAGCAUAGUGGCUACCAAAAAUCUCUUUAGGGUCAACAGUCCCUCAGUGUACUGAAAUCUGCAUGGCUGUGCACUGUAAUAUGCUGUCUAAAAGUAUCUGAGCUAUCACAGCUUUGUGCUCUUAAGGACAUAAUUAAGCAAAAUUUCCUGCUUUGAAUGAGAAAGGGAUAAAAUAAUUCAUCUGACAAAAGAAAUCAAAUCUCCUACUUGAAUUUGUAUCCAGAUUUCCCUAGUUGGGAAAUUUUUGGCUGGGUUUCCUCAAGGGCAAAGAUGACUGAACCGAAAGCAAAUGGUGUUUAUCACUUCUCCCUCCUUCCAAUCACCUACAAGACAUUGGCAAAACAUGCAUGGCAUGUCAAAUACUGCCUGAGCAGCAUUCCCCAACCCCCUCUGCCAAAACUGCUCCAACAACCUUUUAAAUCACACCAAAUGCCUACUUGGUAGGCCUCUGCCAUUUUAUCAGAAGACAAACAUGCAGAGAAGUUCAAAGGAUACAUUCAAGCUUAAAUUACCAGUACCAAAGCAAGUUUUGGAGUGCUGUUAGCUCUGAUUGAGACUCUGAGAUUCAGGAAAAAGUGUCUUUUUUUCACUGUCAGUGCUGACAGUUGUCCCCCACCCUCCCUGGUGCAGCAGGUGAAGCACAAGGAGGGCAGCCAGGAGAGGAAGGGCACUCAGCAGCAGGGAGAGCUCCUGGUGGCUCCAGCCUGCCUGGCUUUCUUGGCUCAUGCAGGUCACCCAACAGUAGAAGAGUCAAACCACUUUAUGACCAGGAAAAAAUUAACGAGAUGUAAAUCUGUAAACCAACAAGUGUUUCAAGGAAUUACUUUAAACUCCUAUUUUUGGAAAUGGCAAGUUUUCGAGUUGGCUUUGUCCUUUAAAAACCAGCCAAACAAAUGGAAGGAGGAACAGAAGCAGGAUCAGUCCCAUGACCAAAGGAGAAGUGAAAGCCCCUCCAUGAAGGUUGGAAUGAAAGAUUUCACUUUUUGCUGACUCACCCAGGCCAAGCAGAGCCUCUGAACUUCUCGGGGUUCACUCUGUCCCAGUGCAUUUAGCAAGUCAGAUACUUCCAAAAAAAUGUAACCUUAAUUUUCUCUCUGACCUACGAAUGAGACUGAGAAGGGUGAAACAACUUGUACGUGUCCUCUCUGAGAAUUAAACAUUCAUCCUUCUACCCAAAGCAGCUGUUUGUUCUAGAUGUGUAUGCCUCCUUCCAGCAGGAAUGAAGAAAUACAGAUUCAGAGAUACAAUAACAUGCAAUUAAUUAGAUCUGAUGCAAUUAUUGGCUCUCACACGAGCCAGUGUAAGAGCUCAGCCCCGCAGUGCACUGUGCUCCAGACCAGUGCUCCACAAGACUGGGAAGAGCCCAGGCUGAGCAUGAUACCUAUUGAUGCAGGGGCAUACCAUAUGCUCCAGAAAAAUAUGCUGCUCGUUUUUAUAUUUUAAAACCCCCAGCAUAAAUUGUUGUUUUACAUGGCCGUUUUAGUUUUGUCUUGCCUCAAACAACCAAGAAAAAGGAAGUAUUCCCAGAUUCCCUAUAACAUAUUUGCUUCAGGCAUCAAGCACAAGCCUUGUUUGUAUGAAGAGCUGAGGCUCCAUAAAAACUCCUGGAUGUCAGCUGGAAUUUGGAGUCCUCAGCUCUUGGGGAAGAGCACAUCCACUCGGGAAGGCACCAGGAGCAGGCAGCCCCUGGAGUUAUGAUGCUGUGACCUUGCCCUGCAUUCUGCUGGGUGUAGGAAGCUGCUGCCAAACACCACCAGGGAAAUGGGUUCUUACCUCCCCCAUCUCCUGGGCAGGCACUGCAAAGGCUCCCUGCACUGCUGCAGAAUCUUGCUGUUAGCUGUGCUGGAGGAUACUAGAGAAAAGAGCUACUUACUCUGGGGUUAUUGACAUGUUUAUAAGCAGAUGAAGAGGAACAGGAAAGCAAAUCUCAGCGAGAAAUGCAAAAGCAGGAGAUGAAGACAGAGGGUGAGCACAAACUCCAUAUUCAUAGAGCCCACCCACUUCCCUUUCAGUGCACUUGCUCCUAGGUAUUCAAUGUAAAGCAGGCGGCUUUACCAGUAAAUAGGACCUGAGUACCACCUUUCACACAAGUAGUUAUCAUUAUUCAGGGACACUGGAGACAGCCUCUGGCUAUUCAGCCCAGCUGCCCUGAGUAGCCAGUUGUGCAAGCCAGCAACUCCAGCAGCCUGAGCAUCAGCAGCCUAAGAGCUAAUGAAUUUAAGAGGAAAUCGUUAAUGGAUUUUCUCUCCAACACAGCAACAAGGAAGUUUCUAGCAAAACUGCCAGAAGCAAAAACCAAUAGUUGUGCCGUGAAUAAUUACAUUGUGUAACGCCUGGGUGCAGGGGAGCUGAGAUGGGCUGUUUCAGAAGGGCUGGUACCUAUUCAGUGGGGUUGGGUCCAGCGAAGGUAAGAGGCCGCAGGAAUUUAGGCAACACCCCUUCCAGGACACUGCCUGGGGCACACCUUGUUUUCACCCAGAAACGAGGCCUUUCUUGCAUGUGCCAGCUGACUUAGAAGGUUGAGAACGGCCAUUAUCAGCUUACCAUAGGCCCUAGCAGAGGGAAAGAGAAAGCAGGGGAGGACAGACAUGUAAUACAUCUUUGUAAUCACCUUCCUGUGGCUUGCAAAAGCAAGGCUCAACCCCAUUCCUGGUGUCCCUACAAGCACAGCUGAUGAAUAUAUUGGAGAUUUAAAAUCAAAGUCACAUGCUCUAGAGGAUCCUGCUGGAACAGGGAGGCUGGACUAGAUGACCUCCAGUGCACCCUUCCAACCUUAACCAUUCUGUGAUGCUGGAAAAAUACAGUCCAGGCAGGAUACUUCCCUAGCUAGCAUGCCCUGUGUCAACAUUUCCUUAUUCUUAUCCACAGGCAAUGGCUUGUGUACAAGUGUCCAAUUAAAGUUAGUUACUAAGUCUAAACGGCUCAUUAACAAGAAGUGAUGUUCAUUGCCCUGCUUUUAAGAGAUGUUAAACUGAGACAGACCAACGACCUCUCCUGUUGGAAAGAGAACUCCAGGUGCUAAUUAACUUGGGAUUGCAUAAACUAAUUCAGUGGUGUAGCUGGGAAGCAAUUUUCCUGACGUUUAACUAAACCUGCUAAUACAGUGAGCUCUGACAAAAACACAAGUACAUUUGUACUCAGAUACCUCUUCUUGCAGGCCAAACAAUCAGAGCUGAGGAAAAGAGCAAGGAUGCUUCAGACACGGGGUGCAGUGUGGGAACAGGAAGGUGAAGGACACAGGAAAGAGCUCUUUAGCUGGUAAACAGAGCACAUGCAACAGCAGGAAAUCAUUAAAGAGCCUACAAGGUUAUCUCGAAUUCCCACGAAGCAACACAGCUGACUGGCCCUCUUGUUUUGCAAGAAAGCAGUGCUGGCUUCUUGGGCUGCAGACACAGGGGAGGGAAAAGGAGAAGGGAGCCUGUAGUGGCCUCAGUUCCCUUGGUCAGAGCUUGGCAGAGCACCAAGGAGUCAUUUCUUCAUCAGUUUAGCUGGGUA